CUGUUCGCUGGCUCGAGGACUGUGACCACUGGAGCUUGAGCGGGCGCUGCAAGUGGAUCCCCGAGUCCGAGCUGCACAGCCCGGAGUCGGCCUGGCCGGGGAGAGGGUGCACGGGAGACGUGCACGGGCGCAGCCCUGAGCUCCGCUGCGAGCGCUCUGCCCUUGGCUGCAGCUGACAGGGGCCGCGGGCGCGCGGUGGUCCGUGAGGGUCUCAGCCGCCGGCACCUGCGCAGCGGCCAGCGCCAGGUCCUUCCACCCACGCCCCGCUGGGGUGGGCGACGAGGACCGGGGAGCGGGUGUGGGUGCAGGCACGCACGCACGCGCGCGCGCGGGGUGAGGGGGGACACCUCAGGGCCACCUCGUCGCCCCGCGGCCGUCGCUGGAAAAUGUCUCAGGAGAGGCCCACGUUCUACCGGCAGGAGCUCAACAAGACCAUCUGGGAGGUGCCCGAGCGCUACCAGAACCUGUCCCCUGUGGGCUCUGGCGCCUAUGGCUCGGUGUGUGCUGCUUUCGACACAAAAAUUGGGUUGCGCGUGGCGGUGAAGAAGCUCUCCCGACCGUUUCAGUCCAUCAUCCACGCCAAAAGGACCUACAGGGAGGUGCGGCUGCUCAAACACAUGAAACAUGAGAAUGUGAUUGGUCUUUUGGAUGUUUUCACACCUGCAAGAUCUCUGGAGGAGUUCAAUGAUGUGUAUCUGGUGACCCAUCUUAUGGGGGCAGAUCUGAACAACAUUGUAAAAUGCCAGAAGCUCACAGAUGACCACGUCCAGUUCCUUAUCUACCAGAUUCUCCGAGGCCUAAAGUAUAUACAUUCAGCAGACAUUAUUCACAGGGACCUAAAGCCCAGUAACCUUGCUGUGAACGAAGACUGUGAGCUGAAGAUCCUGGAUUUUGGAUUGGCUCGACAUACUGAUGAUGAAAUGACAGGCUACGUUGCCACCAGGUGGUAUCGGGCUCCUGAGAUCAUACUGAACUGGAUGCACUACAACCAGACAGUUGACAUUUGGUCGGUCGGAUGCAUCAUGGCAGAGCUGCUGACUGGAAGAACGUUGUUUCCAGGAACAGACCAUAUUAACCAGCUUCAGCAGAUUAUGCGUCUGACUGGGACACCCCCUGCUUAUCUCAUUAACAGGAUGCCAAGCCACGAGGCAAGGAACUACAUUCAGUCUUUGAACCAGAUGCCAAAGAUGAACUUUGCAAACGUAUUUCUUGGUGCCAAUCCCCUGGCCGUUGACUUGCUGGAGAAGAUGCUGGUUUUGGACUCAGAUAAGAGAAUCACUGCAGCCCAAGCCCUCGCUCAUGACUACUUUGCUCAGUACCACGAUCCUGACGACGAACCAGUGGCCGACCCUUACGAUCAGUCUUUUGAAAGCAGAGACCUCCUCAUCGAUGAGUGGAAAAGCCUGACAUAUAAUGAAGUCAUCAGCUUUGUGCCACCGCCCCUUGACCAAGAAGAGAUGGAAUCCUGAGCACCUGGUUUCUGUUCUUGUUGACCCCACUUCACUGUGAGGGAAAGGCCUUUUCAUGAGAACUCUCCAAAUAUUGUUCAAGUGCC
This is a messenger RNA of Ochotona princeps (American pika), 1555 nucleotides long. It is a transcript of the gene MAPK14, whose product is annotated as mitogen-activated protein kinase 14. The record is from RefSeq and is a predicted model, not a curated record. Gene Ontology annotation, molecular function: ATP binding; MAP kinase activity. The transcript has 12 exons. Gene Ontology annotation, biological process: intracellular signal transduction; protein phosphorylation. Lineage: Eukaryota; Metazoa; Chordata; Mammalia; Lagomorpha; Ochotonidae. Gene Ontology annotation, cellular component: cytoplasm; nucleus. Bases 387 to 1469 code for a protein of 360 amino acids.